AUUUCUUGCGUGUACAGAGAAUACAAUUUUUUUUGAACUACUAAAUAAAUUUUUGCGACAAAAUUUUUAAUUCCGAUGCACUCUCUACACAUUUGGCACAAAACAAACCUUUUUUGAUAAUUUUCAAAAAACUAUUUUCUUGGCACAAGUAAGACUUGUUUAAGAACUUUGUCGUUUUUCUCCCGGUGUAUACAAAAUUGGCAGAUUUGCUCAUAAAUGAAACAGAAACACCAUCGAAGAUGCGCAGGAUUUUGUAAAAUAAAAACGAACUACUUCAAAUCAAUGGUUAUGGAGAAAAGAGGGAGAGGGGAGCUGGAAAAGUGCUUAUGGUUGAGGCUAUUACGUCCUGGCAGGAGUUCUUGUACCUCUUGAGGGUUUUCCGAGGUGGGAAGUACUCUCUAUUAUUGGGUCUGGAAUGGUUUUGGGAACUCUUAUCAGUCAGAAGGUGGAUGAUACCUGUGAAACGCUUAUGUCUGAUAUCCAUGUAACGAAAGAAGAAUUUGAUGAAGGUGGAAUUCUACUCAGAACUUGUUCAGACGAUUUAUCUGUCACAAAAUGUGAAGGUUUCUGCAACUCGCAAGUCCAGCCUAGUAUCAUGACAGCAACAGGAUUUUUGAAGGAUUGCUACUGUUGUCGGGAGAGUUACCUUAAAGAGAGAAACAUUAUAUUACACCACUGCUACAGUCCAGACGGGAUAAAAUUGGUGGAGUCAGAAACUGCCACUAUGGAGAUAAAACUACGAGAACCUGCUGACUGCGAAUGCUUUAAAUGUGGAGAUUUCUCCAGAUAAAUUCCAAUCUGACGCAGAAUGAACAUUACCAAAAUUGUUGAACCUUAUUGAAAAUGUAUCAUGUCAAUUGAUUGAUUGAAUAAAAUGCAAAAUGUAUGAGACGAA
Molecule: messenger RNA, 895 nt
Organism: Diachasma alloeum
Lineage: Eukaryota; Metazoa; Arthropoda; Insecta; Hymenoptera; Braconidae
Gene: Pburs
Product: partner of bursicon
Exons: 4
Coding region: 416-790 (124 amino acids)
Biological process (GO): G protein-coupled receptor signaling pathway
Cellular component (GO): extracellular region; bursicon neuropeptide hormone complex
Molecular function (GO): G protein-coupled receptor binding; neuropeptide hormone activity
Source: RefSeq, a predicted model, not a curated record